Molecule: messenger RNA, 759 nt
Organism: Ostertagia ostertagi
Lineage: Eukaryota; Metazoa; Nematoda; Chromadorea; Rhabditida; Trichostrongylidae
Source: the annotation of a GenBank genome assembly
GAAGUUCAAAACAUCCUCGCUCUGCAGAAUGUAGACACACCCUUGAAGGGCGGUCUGAACACACCGUUGCAAGAAACGGACUUCUCAGCGACACCCAGCUCUGUCGGUUCCUUCACACCUGGAGCAGGAGGUGCGACACCGGCAUUCCGCGACCAGAUGGGUAUCAAUGAAGGAGGUGCAACAGGUGGAUUAGAGGCUCGAGCAGAACUGCGAAGAGCUUUGGCUUCCCUGCCAGAGCCACGCAAUGACUAUGAAAUCGUUGCGCCGGAUGGUGAAAGUGAGGAAGCCGAAGAACAAGAGGAAAAUGGAGAGGAAUGGGUUGAUGACGCGGCUGAUGCAAAAGAAGCUCGUGCUAAACAGCGUGCUCUUAAGAGACAGCGUGAAUUGGCAGCCAGAACUCAGGUUAUCCAGCGUUCCCUUCCGAAGCCGUCGAAAGUAUGCGACGCUGCUUUCAAGCCUUCGUUGAACAGAACGGAAAUGGCAAGGGCUGAUGACUUGAUCAAAGCGGAAAUGGCCCGGUUGGUAGCAUGGGAUGUCCAGGAUCAAGCUCCCAGUGAAGUGUAUGACGAAAGUGUUAUCAAGAAUGCAUCAGAGAUGAUUACUAAGAACUGUGAUGAGGGCCCUCCUUUGGACGCAUCGAUGUGGGCCGUUAUAGAGCAAUGUAGUUCGGAAUUGGUUCAAAGUCGUGGCAAAUUCACGAGGAUUGCAGUGUUGUCCCGUGGAGAUCAGAUUGAGGCGUUGCAUUCUCAGUUUCAGGUU